CCUGUCAGUACACGACAUGGGCCGGAACCUGCUGAUGGACGAGAACCCAGAGGAAGAAACCGAGUUGCUGGAGGGUGAAAACACCAGAGGCCAAAGAGCAGUCUUCGUUCCGCCCAGGUACUGGAAAUACGCCUCGGGUCUCGUGCUGGUGGUACUGGCUUAUGCUGGAAGAGAGUCCUUGCACUGGUCUCGGGAAGGCCUCAAGGUACCUGGCCCUCAGACAGUGAGAAAUGGACCCUCGCUGCCUCAACAGAAAUAUUCAGGUCUCAAUGGCGCCACGGCGCCAAUGCCAAAGAUCCCCGACACUGCUACCGAACACAAUGGCAUCGAAUGGCCGGAGAUGAUCCUCCAUGGCUCGGAAACGAUGACUUUCAUGGUCAUCGGUGACUGGGGCGGAAUGGAUGGAGCUGUGGUGCCGCCAAAUGGCGGGUUGAGGAUGGUUCAAUACAAUGGUGGGAUGGAGGUUGGCCCCCACGUCUUUGCCCACCGCCCCAGUGGCUGCACAGAUGGUGAGAUGUCUAUUUGCUUCAAUGCUCGUGGUGGGAAUGGUUGCAAGCCAAACUGCGGGUAUAACGACAGCGUGGAUUAUGAACCCGGCUUGUUGGUCGCAACCCAAAUGAAGCAGCGAGCUGCCCAAUCGAAGCCCAAAUUCGUCCUUAAUGUGGGCGACAACUUUUACUGGGGCGGCAUCCCGCUGCAGUGCGGUACUUCUUCCAUCGCGGGCGUUCAUCAGAUUACUGGACACAUGUUCGACACCAUCUACAAUCAUGUCUACAACACGGAAGAGUUGAACAUCGCUUGGUUGAGUGUCCUUGGGAAUCACGACUACGGAGGCUGGAUGUAUUCUGCUGCCUGGGAUCAACAGAUUGGCUAUACAUGGCAUAAUCCGAAGUGGCGGCUCCCGGCGCAGUACUGGAUGCAGCACGUGAACUUCCCAGACAAGGGCUUCGACAUGGACAUCCUACUGCUUGAUUCAAACAGUGAGGACGCAGUGCCUUCCACCGUCCUGCAAAACACGAACCUAUGUAGUGCACAGCACAACAGCAACGCCAACUGCGCCUCCAUUGGAGGGCCUGCCAAUCCUGGGGAGUGCCCAGUUUACUUCGCGAAGCUGUGGCAGGAACAGGUCGCAUGGACGGAGAAGAAACUCAACAACUCCAAGGCCAGGUGGCAGGUGAUCGUGACGCACUUUCCAUGUGGGCACCAGGUGCAAGAGCGUUGUGUGUGUGUGUCUGUGUGUGUGUGUGUGGGGGCAACCCCUGUUCCGAAGGGCUUUUAUCACAUGUCCAAUUUUUAG
Cladocopium goreaui is the source of this 1297-nucleotide messenger RNA. The record is from the annotation of a GenBank genome assembly. Lineage: Eukaryota; Dinophyceae; Suessiales; Symbiodiniaceae.